GACGGCCAGCUAGGCAAGGGAACAUUUCCUCAAGGGGUCGACAUGCGACGUUGAGCGCCUCAGAGGUACUAUACCAAAAGAGGAGUACUUGAGGAGGGAGAAGGUUAGGUCGGCUGCCAUGUCCGAGUUGGGGCCGAAAAUGGGAGUGCCCGAAAUGGAGGAGUCAUCGGAGGAUGAGAAUGCUCCGCGGACGUCGGGAGGAGUACGGGAUCCAUCAGGGUCUGUGGUAGGGCUCCGCCAGAUGAAUCCGCGGACGUCAACGACAAGAGUUAUGGAUCCAUCAAGGUCUGUAGUUGGGCUCCACAAGACAACUAUCACGGACAGCAUUGCUGUCAUUACGGCACACGAGCAAACGCAACGCACGAUAGACGACUGGAUGACGACCAAAUGCAUCACGUUCAACAUGAUGAAGAGCGAGUACUGGGACAAAAUGGUGCAUCCGCUCAUGAAUGAGCCGAAAGGCUUCAGGUACGCGAAGUUCGAAAACGCAAGGACGAAGAGGGUCGAAGUGACAAAGGGCAGGGUCCGGAAGAGGGUGGAGGAGUUGCGACAGGAGUGGCCAACCACUGGUUGCAUGUUGCAGCUUGAUGGUUGGACAGAUCACCGACAGAGACCACACAUCAACGUGAUGGUCUCCUUCCCUAAAGGCUUCAUCUUUUGGAGAAAUGUCGAGAAGGUGAUGCAGACGUCCAAGAACCUGCUCAAACUUUUGAAGAAGGUCGAUGGCACGGGCCCCACCAUUAGCAAGGUGUAUGCCUGUAUGGACAGCGCAGUGGAGAAACUAAGGGUGAGCAAGCACUUUGCCGAAGCAGAGAAGGACGAACUCAAGGCAAUCAUCAUGCGGCGCUGGAAUGCAAUGGCAUCACCGCUACAUUGUGCUGCGCUGUUCUUGGAUCCGGAAUACAGAGCGUCGCGGCCAGAAAUGGAUGCAGAGGUUGCAGAUGGGUUUUGGACGUGGCUUUACUUGUGGUGCAAAGAGUCGUCGUUUGUUGAGGUCGACGCAGAGGUCUGUUGUUGGAUUGAGGGCACUGGGGGACACAAUUGCGAAGAUGCAAGGACGCAGGCCCGUCUGAUGCAGUCGGCGAGGUGGUGGAGGAAGUGGUGCAGUGACAUGCCCAUCCUCCAGAAGCAAGUCGCUCGUCUGCUUGGACAAGCGUCCUCCUCCUCUUGUUGCGAGAGGAACUGGAGCUUGUUCGAACGAAUUCAUAGUCGUCUCCGUAACAACCUUGGCGGAGUCGACGCCAUCAAGCUUAGCACGCUGGUUUUCAACAGAUGGAACCAGCGUUUGUUGGAUGCAUUGAUCAAGAAGCCGAAGGCCGAUAAGGGUUCACCGUAAUGGGAAGAGGAUGUCAUUGAACCGGUGGAAGAUCUCACACGGGAUGAGAUGGCCAAGGAUGCACGAAUGCGGUUGGCGGAGUGGCGUGCCCGGUGUC
Messenger RNA from Chara braunii, 1433 nucleotides. The record is from the annotation of a GenBank genome assembly. Lineage: Eukaryota; Viridiplantae; Streptophyta; Charophyceae; Charales; Characeae.